Messenger RNA from Phytophthora nicotianae INRA-310, 390 nucleotides. RefSeq lists its product as hypothetical. NCBI's taxonomy places the organism in Eukaryota, Oomycota, Peronosporomycetes, Peronosporales, Peronosporaceae. The record is from RefSeq and is a predicted model, not a curated record. The transcript has a single exon. Bases 1 to 390 code for a protein of 129 amino acids.
AUGUACGGGCUCAGCACCCCAACUUUGCCGCUGAGAUUGCCUGCAGCUGCCUCUCCAGCGGCACGCCAAUUGGCUUUUGUCGACUUGAAGAGUCAGACGAUCUUCAGCUGGAUCGACUGGGUCGUUUCUUGCAACCGUCCGCUCAGCUUUCUGGAGAACCAUACGGUUGCCAAGUACGCCGCUGUACCAUUUCUUUCCACCGAAACCCUCGAGAAGUGCAUGAUACUUCUAACGAUGACGUUAGAAGACAUCAUUGCUGAGGUUCUUCCCAAACGGUUUGGAAUUAUGUGGGACGGGUGGACAUUUCGCUCCGAACACUACAUUGCUGUGUUCGCCGUUUUCGCCCACGACGACAAGAUGGAGAAGAUCUUGCUCGCCAUGGCCCCCUAG